Oncorhynchus keta (chum salmon) is the source of this 6250-nucleotide messenger RNA. RefSeq names its product dnaJ homolog subfamily C member 14-like. The record is from RefSeq and is a predicted model, not a curated record. NCBI's taxonomy places the organism in Eukaryota, Metazoa, Chordata, Actinopteri, Salmoniformes, Salmonidae. Gene Ontology annotation, molecular function: dopamine receptor binding. The coding region runs from base 1304 to 2716 and encodes 470 amino acids. The transcript is spliced from 7 exons.
GAUGUUGUGGUUUGUUUCCCUCGGAAGUGAAAAAUAGUAAGACAAACAACAAGGACAGCGUUAGCCAAGAACAUAAUAAGAAAAACGUGUAUAUUUGAAUUAGGAGAAAGAACACACUCUACUAAUACAGGAUAAUAAUAGUUUGUAUUCACAAUUCAAUAACUACAUGUUCUUUCUACGAGAAGAAUUUAUCAGUUUCCCACAUUUGAUCAUUUUAUAGGAGCGACGCUAACGUUACAGGGCUCAAGCUAGCCUACAUUGUAUCAUCUAAUCUUGCCUUCCCUUUUUACGGAAGAGAAAGGCAAGAACCAGAUACAAGAUGAGGCCAGUCGGGUCCAAGGAUUGUAACGAUUGAUCCUUGAUUCAAUGUCUGCAUUGGGUAGGGUACCUAGGACAAUGAUGCCUGCCAUUGCAGUAUUAUUCAGCUGUCCUUGUCUGACUCUUUGGCCUUGCUGAGGUGUGGUGUCGGAGGAGGUGUGGUGUCGGAGGAGGUGUGGUGUCGGAGGAGGUGUGGUGUCGGAGGAGGUGCGGUCAGUGAGAAUGGAUCAAGGCCCCCACCUAACAUGACAUUGGAUACUUUUUUGGAACUUAAAUCAAGAGACUGGGAGGAAGAUGGAGAAAGAGGUGGCUGAGGGGGAGGUGGAGAUGAAGAGAGAGACAUGGACUGUAGAGGCAACUGAGGAGAGUCCUGAAGAGCUGCUCUCAGGUGUUCCUCACCUCCCAUCUUCAACCACCAUGCCCGACCAGUGGGAAGUCAGAGGAGAUGAGGAGGAAACUCAACAACAAGUUCCCAAUAAGGAGAUGACUGACUAUAUCAAAGUUACCCCUCAGGAUAUCCAAUCCCCAUUCAACCAGGAGGACUCGGAAGAUGUAGAAUCAGAGGAUUGUGGGAUUGCAGAGGACAAUGAGGUCUCUCUAAGACAGGAGGGGGUGGUGCAUGUGGAGAGAGAAGGAAAUGAGGAGACAGAGGGUGGAGAUGAAGAGGAGAGCGGAGGGAAGGAGCCAAGCAUAAACGGGGAGUCAGGCUGGAGGAACUCAGGGGCCGGAGGGAGGAGAGGCCGGUCCCGGAACAGCGGGGGGGGCAGCCUCGGAGCAAAACACUCAGGCUACAUCGUCAUCCUCGUCCUCCUACCUCCCUAAAGGUUCUCUGUCGUCGGGUGGCGGUAGGCACAAGCAGACCCGGAGGCGCAACCACCACCAUCAGCAGGGCCGGAGCCGGCGGCGGACGGGCACCCAGCUGGCCUUGGCCUUCAGGGAGCUGCUGUCGGAGUCGCUCAGCCCCUGGUGCAUCUCCUGCAUCCACAUGGUGGUGGAGGUCAUUGUCACCAUGACCCACCGAUGCGGAGUGGCCGUGGAGGUCGGAGGGGUGGCCCUCUACGACCUGGGCUCACAGAUGCUCAACAGGGUCACUGACGUGCCGGGGAUGAAGGCAGAUGCACAACGCGUGCUUGAGAGGGCGAGGUGCGCCGGGGCGGUCCUGGUGGAUAAGAGUGUUCGGUUGGUGAAAUGGGUCCGGAAGGCCUCCCUAACUUGCUUCGGCCUCCUCUGUGCCGUGGUACUGCUGGGGUUCCAGUGGGCCCGGUUCACGCUGGUCCGGCUGGGCGGGGAGAGGGCCCAGCGGUGGUGGACGGCCAUGCAGGACUCCAGGGUAUGGAGGAGGGUGGCUUCGCUGGUGGAGAGGGUCAGCAGCUGGUUCAGGAGGAGAGCCACCCAGGUGCCCCCUUUGACCCCAGAUUCUCCUGGUGGAGCAGGCAGAUGCCAACCUGGAAAGGAGCUGGAGAGACUGCUGGCGCUGGCUCAAGUCCCUGAGGAGGAGCUGGACCCUUUUACAGUGCUGGGGGUGGAGGCCCACGCCACUGAAGCUGAGCUAAAGAGGGCUUACAGACAGCUGGCUGUCCAGGUCCAUCCAGACAAGAACAAGCACCCACGCGCUGGGGAGGCCUUUAAGGUGCUGAGGGCUGCCUGGGACAUUGUCAGUAACCCAGAAACACGGAGGGAAUACGAGCUGAAGCGCAUGGCGAAGACGGAACUCUCCAAGUCGAUGAAUGAGUUCCUCACCAAACUGCAGGAUGACCUGAAGGAAGCUAUGAACACUAUGAUGUGCACCAAGUGUGAGGGCAAGCACAGGAGGUUUGAGAUGGACCGGGAGCCUGCGGAGGCUCGGUUCUGUGCAGAGUGUAACAGACGCCACAGCGCCGAGGAGGGAGACCUGUGGGCCGAGUCCAGCAUGCUGGGCCUACGCAUCACAUACUUUGCCUGCAUGGAUGGCAAGGUCUACGACAUCACAGAGUGGGCCGGCUGCCAGAGGAUAGGAAUCUCCCCAGACACACACCGCGUUCCCUACCACAUCUCCUUCGGAUCCAAGAACAACAGCAACUCCACGCAGCGCCACAGGACACCUCCAGGCCCAGAGCACCAUCCUCCAGGCCCGACCAACCCUGCUGACCUGCAGGACUUUUUCAACCGCAUCUUCCAGGGGGGACCUCCCCCUGAUAUGGCUGCCAACGGGGGUUUCUUUCCCUCAGGACCGCCCCCUCAUCACCCCUCUGGUGCUGGACUGGGACCUAGUGGACCUUUCUCCCCUCCUCCACCUCAGACUGGCUUCUUCAUGCCUCCUGGGGGGCCCCGGCCAGAGCCCAGCGAGACGUGGGCUGAGAGCGGAGGCAAACCUCUACCCCGCAGGAAGAAGAAGGUCCGCAAGCCCUUCCAGAGGUGAGAGCGGCCAUUGUUGUGAUACGUCAUCAUAGCAACACAGGGACACUCUACACAUGGCCAUAUCUGUCUUCUUGCUUGUCUGUCAGCGAGCCCGGACCUCCCCUUACUGUACAUGAGUCGAAGGAUCAAUCGAGCUCAGGAAGAUUCACACUGGUCGGGGCUACCACCCGAAUCAAUGACUGACAACACAUAGGUCCCAAGCCAGAGAUGAGACUGGACCAUGUAUAAGAAGAAGAAACUAACUCCGUUUAAGUAUAUUUGGGGUAAGGAGGUGGCAGUAUUUCUGCUUCUCCCACUCUCAUUUGUUUUCUUCUUUGAUUAAACAGCUGUAGCCAUGCCACUGAAAUCACAAGCCUAUUGCUUAUGCAAACACAUUUCCUUAGGUCUUACUUUCCUGCACAAUUCUGCAUACACGAUUACAUGCCAUUGGACUCUUUCAGUCCUUGAGGCUUUUGUGAUACAUUUUUGGGGAUAUGGUAAUGUAAUAUUGCUUCAGGUCUCUGUGCAUUUGUGUUUGAAAGGGACAUGGCUAGAAGAAGCCAAUUAGAAUUGAUUCAUUUCUGAAUUUAACUGCUCAAGCUGAAUCCUGGGAGAAGACUGUCCAGAGAGAGGGCUCCUCUGCCUGUUACUGCUUGUACACAUCCUUCCUUCCGCCUGUUGCCUUCUUUGAUAAAUUGUUAGAUUAUCAUUUGAGCAACUGCUUUUCUGCCAUUUUUAUUACUUUGAAUGAAGUUAGAGCGAAAGUUUCACUAACUUAUAUUGGGAAGUAGGUUUGUGGGGAAUGCUUUUGGACCUGAAUUAGAGUGCAAGUAUGUUCCCUGCCAAACAUAGAUACACUGCUCGUUGAACAUCUUAUUCAAAAAUCAUUGACAUUAAUAUGGAGUUGGUCCCCCUUUGCUGUUAUAACAGCCUCCACUCUUUCACUAGAUGUUGGAACAUUGCUGCGGGGACUUGCUUCCAUUCAGCCACGAGCAUUAGUUAGGUCGGGCACUGAUGUUGGGCGAUUAGGCCUGGCUCGCAGUCGCCGUUCCUAUUCAUCCCAAGAUGUUGUAUGGAGUUGAGGUCGGGGCUCUGUGCAGGCCAGUCAAGUUCUUCCACACCGAUCUCGACAAACCAUUUCUGUAUGGGCCUUGCUUUGUGCACGGGGGUAUUGUCAUGCUGAAAAAGAAAAGGGCCUUCCAUAAACUGUUGCCACAAAGUUGGAAGCACAGAAUCGUCUAGAAUGGCCUUGUAUGCUAUAGCGUUAGAUUUCCCUUAACUGGAACUGAGGGGCCUAGCCUGAAACAUGAAAAAGAGCCUCGAACCAUUAUUCCUUCUCCACCUUUACAGUUGGCCCUAUGCAUUCGGGUAGGUAGCGUUCUCCUGGCAGAUGAUGAAGCGUGAUUGACGUUGCUUCCGGAGGUAGUUUGGAACUUGGUAUUGAGUGUUGCAACCAUGAUGCUACGCGCUUCAACACUCAGCAGUCCCAUUCUGUGAGUGUGUGUGGCCUACCACUUUGCGGCUGAACUGUUGUUGCUGCUAGAUGUUUCCACUUCUCAAUCACGGCAUUUACAGUUGACCGGGGCAGCUCUAGCAGGGUAGAAAUUUGGCAAACUGACUUGUUGGAAAGGUGGCUUCCUAUGAUGGUGCCUUGUUGAAAGUCACUUAGCUCUGUAGUAUGGGCCAUUCCACUGCCAAUGGCUAUGUGCUUGAUUUUAUACACCCCUCAGCAACGGGUGUGGCUGAAAUUGCUGAAUCCAUUAAUUUGAAAAGACAUCCACAUACUCUUGGCCAUGUAGUGUAUCAACUCUGUCUAGCUACAUUGAAUACACAUUGAAGCCCACUUAGAAUCACUUUGAGGCAUCAGAGGUUAGCAGGUACAUAUUCAAAUCCAGACGGUUAUAUUGUGAGUCAAGGACCUAGGCUAUUUACUGCUUGCAGUCCCUAAGUAUUGGUGUGAAACAUCAGUGUUCAGUUGAUUUUGUAGUAAAGUUGAUUUCAGAUGGAUGGAUGAAUAGAUUUCAGAUGGAUGAAUGGACAAUGUUUGUUUUGUGAGUUAUGUGGAUUAAAUUCCAUCUUCAAGUUCCGACUCUCACAAGACAGGUGAAUGCUGGAUAAUUCCAAUGGAGCAGAAACCAGGGGACCUGUCUAGAAGCAUCGUGUUGUUCCCGUGGCUCAAGAGAAUGCCAAGAUGCAAUCCGCCCUGAAUUGCAUCUUGACACCCUUUAAGAUUGGAGGUGACUGAACUUCCAUUGAGAACACAAUGACUAGCAGUGUACAAUAGUUAUCAGAGAUUAGUCUUUGGCGGAUACUUACCAACAGUUUAAAGGUUGAUGGAAUGACAGAGGAGCUGAAUAUCAAGACUAACAGUCCUACCACCACUUUUUAUUUCAAAGAAAAGCUACCACUGCCCUCUUUUGCCCCUUUCUCAUUAGUCAGUAUGCUCCAGAUUGAAGAGGGAUAGUAUUCAGAUCUCUAACAAUCUGCCUGUACUCAUUAUGGCAAAUCAUUGUGUUUUUCCUGUGGAGAUACAGUAUUUGAAAUAAAUGUGGUGAAAGUUGAUCAACUAAUUCCUUUUAUAAGCCACAGGUCUAGGUUCCAGUGAAGGAGAUAAAACAUUCAAACGUUAAUAGGUCUGAUUCCAUAUUUAUCGAUAACCCCAGAGUAGGAGCGCUGAUCUAGGUUCUAUUUAUCGAUAACCCCAGAGUAGGAGCGCUGAUCUAGGUUCUAUUUAUCGAUAACCCCAGAGUAGGAGCGCUGAUCUAGGUUCUAUUUAUCGAUAACCCCAGAGUAGGAGCGCUGAUCUAGGUUCUAUUUAUCGAUAACCCCAGAGUAGGAGCGCUGAUCUAGGUUCUAUUUAUCGAUAACCCCAGAGUAGGAGCGCUGAUCUAGGUUCAGGCCUUUCCAUGUAAUCUUAUUCAUUAGGAUCAAAAAGGCUAAAUUGAUCCUAGAUUAGUACUCCUACUCUAAGACGCUUUAUGAAUAUGUGCCCUGCCCAGGUAUCGGUUCCAUUUUACCUUUUUGAUUUGUGUUAUUCUGUGGAUGUUGGGAGAUGGGUUGUAGCUUUGAUUUAAAGGGCCUAGGUCCCUUGUUGCGCAUGUUUAUUUGUUCUCCUUGAAGUGAAAAAUGUUUUCAGUGCAAUUGUCCACUUGCUUUUUAUUUUUUUAUGGAGGUAUUAGAGGUUUAAUUUAACCUGUUUUAGUCUGAAUUGUCAAUACUGUCAGAUUGUUAGAUACCCUCGUUGACUUGAGAAUGUAUGGCUUAAGUAGCAGUCUAAAGCGGCAAGUCAACUCAGGGCUCCCAAUGUGGAAGAAGAGCCAAAAUCGCAGAUUAUAAUUUGUUCUUGAGAUAUUUUUAAACAGUAUAUGCAAAAACAAAUAUUGCAAAAAAAUCAGACAAUCAUCAGGGUUAAAUGUGCGGGGCACUUGCAUUUUUUUUCUGUUUUUGGGGUAGGAAAGUGAGUUUGCUGGCAAGAGUUUAUUACAAUUGUGAAACAUCAGUGUUAAGUUGAUUUUCCUUUUGUCUGGAUUUCAUAGUAAAGUUGAUUUCAGAUGGA